Molecule: messenger RNA, 3253 nt
Organism: Coregonus sp. 'balchen'
Lineage: Eukaryota; Metazoa; Chordata; Actinopteri; Salmoniformes; Salmonidae
Source: the annotation of a GenBank genome assembly
AUGUCUGCCAUGAAAAAAUACUUCUGGGACUCGGAGGAGACUGAAUAUAUGUUAAAAGUUUUAAGGGAGCUGGACAUAGCGAAGCACUUGGACGGUCGGAAGGUUCGAAACCUGAAGUUGUUCAAGGUAGCAGAGAAGAGAAUGAAACAGGCCGGGUAUCACAGAUCAAUUGACCAGAUAAGGCACCGAUGGAAAGUUCUCAAGACAUCGUAUUAUAGCUGGAAUAACAACCAGCAAACAGUGAAACUUACUCGUUUCCCACAAUAUGCAACCACGAUGCAAUCAAUAAUGGAUGAAUCUGAAACAUGGAACCGCUCGCAUGACACCAACCGCGGCCCUGUUCGUAUUCGGAAUAGGCCUAAGCCUACAGUGCAUGAGGAAGAGACUGAAGAUUCCGAAGAAGAAGUAGUAACUGCUGCUCAGUCGUUGCAUGAUAAUUCUACUGUGGAUGUCAUUGUAGGCAAUGCGCUCAUUUGAUUUCUUACCAUUGCCCAGACGUCAAGCCCAUGAUUAUGUUGUCUGUGCCCUGGCACUGUAUUCCCUAUACAGUGCACUACUUUUGACCAGAACCCUAAGGGAAAGGGGAUACCUAGUCAGUUGCACAACAGAAUGCAUUCAACCGAAAUGUGUCCUCUGCUUUUAACCCAACCCCUCUGAAUCAGAGAGGUGUUGGGGCUGCCUUAAUCGACGUCAUCGGCACCCGGGGAGCAGUUGUUGUGGGGGUUAACUGCCUUGGCAGAUUUUUCCACCUUGCCGCUCAGGCAUUCGAACAAGCAACCUUACUGUCCCAACACUCUAACUGCUAGGCUACCUGCCGCCCCACUAUGAGCCCAUGUCAAAAGUAGUACACUUUAUAGGGUGCCAUUUGAGACGCUAGUGAUGAUGUCAUUAUAAUCAUUGGUGCCCCUGUUAUGGUUCAUAAAACUAGUGAUUUAUCUUUGCCCCCCAUGCAGAUCAAGACAGACCCAGACCCAGAGACGCCUCCUGAGAUGGACUCCAACCUGAGAAUCGGCUUCAUCGGGGCAGGCAACAUGGCCUACGGGAUAGCCAAGGGAGUCCUGCAGUCUGGUAGGUCAACAGGGAGAAUAUAGUGUGUGUGUGUGUCUUCUUCAGGGCAUGUAACAUGGCCUACGGGAUAGCCAAGGGAGUCCUGUAGUCUGGUCAGUGAGCCAACAGUCAGAAGAAUCUAGUGUGUGAUCUAGUGUGUGUGUGUCAGGGUUGGGGUCAAUUCGAAUUGAAGUCGGUCAAUUCAGGAAGUGAUUUGAAUAUAAAAUCCCAAACUGAAAAAACGUCUUGCAUAAAUAGCUUCUCCUUUUCAGUUGAUUGAGAAGUCAUUGAAAGUAGAUGCCCUUUUUUGCAAAUAUUGAAUUGGAAUUUCAGUUUACUUCCUGAAUUGACUGCCUUCAAUUAGAAUUGCCUGCCUUCAAUUCGAAUUGACCCCAACUCUGGGGUGUGUGUGUGUGUGUGACUCUUGACUUGCCUAAAAAAACUUGCAGAAUGUUUAAUUGCAGGAGAUGUCCCUCCCACCAACGUUAAAGUGAGCGCACCCUCCACAAGGAACUUUGGUCGCUUUCAGGUACACAUUCCUCUUCUUUCCACACCCACUUAUUUUCUCCACCCCCGUCAGUCGAUAUCAUCACUGUAUUUACAUUGAUGAAUCGAUUGCUCUACAAAUUUGUGUGUGUGUUAUGCACAGUGCACAGAGCUACCAUUCACCUCUGUUUUCAUUUUAUUUCAGGAGUUGGGGGUGGCUGUCACCCACUCCAAUGCAGAGCUGGUCAGUAGCUGUGACAUGGUGUUUGUGGCGGUCAAACCACACCUCGUUGCAACCGUUCUCAGUGAGAUUACAGACCACGUCACCCGGAAACACAUCAUUGUCUCCGUGGCAGCAGGUGUAACCUUGGCAACGCUUCAGGGGGUGAGUCCUGAGGAGAGGGUUGGGUUUUUAAACUAUUGCUUAGUAACCUGAGUAACUUGAGUUGCUUGAUUGGUUGAUCAGAUAUCUGAUAGACAUGCCUGUAGUAUAUCUGGCGAUUUUUUUUCUUUGCAGACAAACAAAAGGCAAGAACAUUUCGAGCAAUAAAGCAAAAUACCAUAAUUGUGUGUUUCGUUCUCUGUCACAUGCCCUCUCUCUUCUUCUUCCUCCUUCCCUCCAUCCAUCCUAACACCGCUGUUCCUCUCGCUCUCCCUCUCUCAUGUCUUCCCCCCCCUCUCCUCCAGCUCCUGCCAUUUGAUGCGGUGGUUUUGAGACUGAUGCCCAACCUUCCCUGUCUGGUCCAGCAAGGGGCACUGUUGUUCUCGCGGGGGACGCGGGCUCGGCAGGAGGACGGGGAUCUGCUCCGCUCGCUGCUUCAGCAUUGUGGCCUGGUGGAGGAGGGGCCCGAGGCCUGGAUAGAUAUCCACACUGGGCUCAGCGGCAGUGGGGUGGCCUUUGUGAGUGGGAGGGGAGGGAUGGCCUAAUCCAAGGGUAUUCAACUCUUACCCUACAGGUUCCGGAGCCUGCUGGUUUUCUGUUCUACCUGAUAAUUAAUUGCACACACCUGGUGUCCUAGGUCUAAGUCAGUCCCUGAUUGGAGGGCAACAAUGAAAAAAUGCAGUGGAACUGGCUUCGAUGUCCAGAGUUGAGUUUGAAGGGCCUAAUCUAUUGAAUUUCCACUCAUUGUAAGUCGCUAUGGAUAAGAGUGUCUGCUAAAUGACUAAAAUGUAAAUGUAAAAUGGAUGGAGGGAAGGUAGGAAUAGAGGGGUGGGAGAGGGAUGGAGGUAAAGAAAGGAAGAAGGGAUAGAGGGAUGGAGAAGACAAGACUGAAAGGGGUAACGUUCUGGUCAUAACAGAGUCCUUGGCCCUGCAGGUGUAUCUGUUUGCAGAGGCGCUGGCUGAGGGAGCAGUGAAGAUGGGCAUGCCCAGUGCUCUGGCCCAUAGCAUCGCUGCUCAGACUGUAUUGGUGAGUUUCUGGGUUUCAUAAAGCAGCCCUCAUUUGUAUUAUAUUAGCACAGGUACUUCUGUGUCUCUGUUCAUGUAUAAUGUUCCUUUCUUUUCCAGGGGGCAGGCCAGUUGUUGAGGGACUCAGGGAAGCAUCCAGCCCAACUGCGUUCGGAGGUGUGUACACCAGGAGGCACGACUAUCUUUGGGCUUCAUGCCAUGGAGCAGGGGGGUGUGAGGGCCGCCACCAUGACUGCUGUGGAGACUGCUACUGAGAGGGCCAGGGAGCUGGGCAGGAAGUCGGCGCCCACGGCCACAGAAAAUAGGAAGUGA